AUGAUGUUCGGUGUACAAGAAGACAAUGUCGGAUUGAUGAAGUUCGUUGUGAAAGGAAUUGUGCAGUUUAUCAAAUCGAUUGUGAUUGAGGAGAAACGAAUGUGGGAGAAACGGGACGUCCACUUGCAGAGAUGUACAAUGAGCAUUCCAGAGUUGCAGCUACCACCUGAACUAAACUUCCCAGGGAAAAGCAUGGGAGAAAUCGUCGAUUCGUUGCGUUCAACUUUUGACGAAGUUACGAUUUUACGAAUUUUUGGAGAAGAUCAACGACAAGAUGAAAUUCAGUAUAUAUUGGAUAAUAUGAAACACACGAACCAAUUGGAAUACUUGGAAAUGAAUCUCAGGAAUCUAGAAGAUUGCGUUGAAGUUGCUAUGAAAGAUAUUCCAUACGAAAUAAGACACUCAAUACCUACACCGUGA
Molecule: messenger RNA, 420 nt
Organism: Caenorhabditis briggsae
Lineage: Eukaryota; Metazoa; Nematoda; Chromadorea; Rhabditida; Rhabditidae
Exons: 3
Coding region: 1-420 (139 amino acids)
Source: RefSeq, a predicted model, not a curated record